Rangifer tarandus platyrhynchus (Svalbard reindeer) is the source of this 3033-nucleotide messenger RNA. NCBI's taxonomy places the organism in Eukaryota, Metazoa, Chordata, Mammalia, Artiodactyla, Cervidae. The record is from the annotation of a GenBank genome assembly.
AUGACAAAGCAUCCACCUAACAGACGAGGAAUCAGCUUUGAAGUGGGAGCCCAGUUGGAAGCCCGGGACCGAUUAAAAAACUGGUAUCCAGCUCACAUAGAAGAUAUUGAUUACGAAGAAGGAAAAGUACUCAUCCAUUUCAAGCGUUGGAACCAUCGUUAUGAUGAGUGGUUCUGCUGGGACAGUCCUUAUUUACGUCCUUUAGAGAAAAUACAGCUGAGGAAAGAGGGCUUGCAUGAAGAGGAGGGAUCAUCUGAAUUUCAAAUAAAUGAGCAAGUCCUUGCUUGCUGGUCUGAUUGUCGUUUUUACCCAGCCAAAGUCACUGCUGUUAACAAGGAUGGUACUUACACUGUGAAAUUUUAUGAUGGAGUAGUUCAGACUGUCAAACAUAUUCAUGUCAAAGCUUUUUCCAAAGAUCAGAAUAUUGUGGGUAAUACUAGGCCUAAAGAAACAGAACACAAAAGUCUUCUAUCAUCUGAUAAACGGGAAAAGUUUAAAGAACAGAGAAAACCCACAGCCAUUGUGAAGAAAGACAAAGAGGACAAAGCCUUCAAGACAGAAAAGCGAGCCAAGCAGUCUGAUAAAGAAGGAAAGUUAAUCUGUGCUGAAAAGGGGAAAACGUCAGAGAAGAGCCUUCCCAAGAACGAGAAGGAAGAUAAGGAGAACAUUUCAGAAAAUGACAGAGAGUAUUCUGGAGAUGCUCAAGUGGAUAAGAAACCUGAAAAUGACAUUGUGAAGAGUCCACAGGAAAACUUGAGGGAGCCAAAAAGAAAGCGAGGCCGACCCCCUUCCAUUGCUCCUACUGCUGUGGAUUCAAACUCUCAAACUUUGCAACCAAUAACAUUGGAAUUGAGAAGACGGAAAAUAUCAAAAGGAAGUGAAGUCCCGUUAAAACGUCCUCGGCUUGACAAAAAUUCAUCCCAGGAAAAGUCAAAAAACUACUCGGAAAACACUGACAAAGACUUAUCAAGGAGACGGUCUUCCAGGCUGUCCACUAAUGGGACCCACGAAAUUCUAGAUCCUGACUUGGUUGUAUCAGAUUUGGUUGAUACGGUUAAUACUGAUCCUUUGCAAAACACUUCACCCAAUACCAAGGAAUCAGAAGAAGGUCAGUUGAAAUCUCCUUUAGAAGCUGGCCAGGUCUCAUCCACACUAACUUGCCACUCCAUUGGGGAUGGAUUGGGGCCUGCAGGCUUGGAGUUGAACUGCAAGUCAAUGGGAGAAAACACUAUGAAAACAGAACCGGCUUCUCCCCUUGCUGAAUUACAAGAGAUUUCUACUGUGGCAGUAACAAAUACUUUUAAGAGAACAAAUGAUUUUGUGACAUCUAAAGCACCAGCCAGCGACCUAAAUCACAAGUUUAGGUGCACGGUUGUGGAUUGUUUAAAAUUUUUCCGCAAAGCCAAACUGUUGCAUUAUCACAUGAAGUAUUUCCACGGAAUAGAAAAGCCGCCAGAGCCAGAGGAGAACCCAGGAAAGAGGCACGUCCAGACCAGGGGCUCUUCAGCUUCAGACAAGGCCAGCCAGGAGAGCCUGACCAGGAAGCGGGUCUCAGCCAGUUCCCCAACUGCAAAAGACAAGGAGAAGAAUAAAGAGAAGAAAUUCAAAGAGUUUGUGAGGGUGAAACCAAAGAGGAAAAAGAAAAAGAAAAAGAAAACCAAACCUGAAUGCCCUUGCAGUGAGGAGGUCAGUGACACUUCCCAGGAACCUUCUCCACCUAAGGCAUUUGCUGUUACCAAGUGUGGUUCCUCACACAAGCCUGGUGUCCAUAUGAGCCCACAGAUCCAAGGCUCAGAGUCUGGAAACCACAAAGGGAAAGUGAAAGUGUCUGAAGAGGAUAAUCUGAGUGAGUCCUCUUCUGAGAGCUUUCUUUGGAGCGAUGAGGAGUAUGGCCAAGACGUCGAUGUGACCACUAACCCAGACGAGGAACUUGACGGGGAUGACCGUUAUGACUUUGAAGUGGUCCGCUGCAUCUGUGAGGUUCAGGAGGAAAAUGACUUCAUGAUUCAGUGUGAAGAGUGCCAGUGCUGGCAGCAUGGGGUCUGCAUGGGAUUACUGGAAGAAAAUGUGCCUGAGAAAUACACCUGUUAUGUUUGCCGAGACCCUCCAGGUCAGAGGCCUGGCUUCAAGUACUGGUAUGACAAGGAGUGGUUGAGCAGGGGACACAUGCAUGGCCUGGCAUUUUUAGAAGAGAACUAUUCCCACCAGAACGCCAAGAAGAUCGUGGCCACCCACCAGCUUCUCGGCGACGUGCAGAGAGUGAUCGAGGUUCUGCACGGCCUGCAGCUCAAGAUGAGCAUCUUGCAAAGCCGGGGGCAUCCUGACCUGCAGCUGUGGUGCCAGCCUUGGAAGCAGCAUAUGGCAGAGGGGCGGUCUUAUUCCAAACACAUCCGUGUCACUGAAGCCAAGAGCAAGGAGGAAGCCCCAAGCUAUAGAACUUUGAACGGGGCAGUGGAGAAACCCCUGCCCCUGCCCCCCUCGGUGGAGGAGUCCUAUAUCACCAGCGAGCACUGCUACCAGAAGCCCCGCACCUACUACCCGGCUGUGGAACAGAAGCUAGUGGUGGAGACCCGGCGCUCUGCCCUCGACGACGCUGUCAGCCCCCGCCACGAGAACGGUGAUGAUUCCCUGUCUCCGCGCCUGGGCUGGCCUCUAGACCAAGACAGGAACAGAGGGGACAGUGACCCCAAACCCAGUUCCCCAAAGGUGAGGGACUGUGUCUCCAAAAAGGUCCUGCCUGAGGCAGCCCCCGCCCGGAAGCUGCUGGACAGAGGGGGAGAGGGGGUGCUGAGCUCCCAGCACCAGUGGCAGUUUAACCUGCUGACGCACGUGGAAUCCCUUCAGGACGAAGUCACGCACAGGAUGGACUCCAUCGAGAAGGAGCUGGAUGUGUUGGAGAGCUGGCUGGACUACACUGGGGAACUGGAGCCCCCAGAGCCUCUGGCCAGGCUUCCGCAGCUCAAGCAUUGCAUCAAGCAGCUGCUGACGGACCUGGGCAAGGUGCAGCAGAUCGCGCUCUGCUGCUCAACAUGA